Orbilia oligospora ATCC 24927 is the source of this 2943-nucleotide messenger RNA. RefSeq lists its product as uncharacterized. Gene Ontology annotation, molecular function: carbohydrate binding; alpha-glucosidase activity. The record is from RefSeq and is a predicted model, not a curated record. NCBI's taxonomy places the organism in Eukaryota, Fungi, Ascomycota, Orbiliomycetes, Orbiliales, Orbiliaceae. Bases 1 to 2943 code for a protein of 980 amino acids. The transcript has 2 exons. Gene Ontology annotation, biological process: carbohydrate metabolic process; N-glycan processing. Gene Ontology annotation, cellular component: glucosidase II complex.
AUGCGAGUCUCCGCUCUUUCGCCAUCCAAUUCUGCAGGAGGCCUUACCAUCCUUCUGCUUCUUCUAGAUUUCAUCACUCCAGCAGCCACGGUUAAGCACGAGAACUUCAAGACCUGUUCGCAAUCCGGCUUUUGCCGUAGGAACAGGGCUUUUGCCGAUCAUGCUCUUACCCCGGAGUCCAAUUGGGUAUCGCCCUACGAAAUCAAGGAGAAUACCGUUUUACUCCAGAACGGGAUUCUCUCAGCCGAGAUUCUGAAAACCGUCCCAGGCCAGACUGAGAAAGUGGUUUUACCCCUAAACAUCAAUUUCCAAAAGAAUGGUGCCGUAAGGGUUACCAUUGACGAACUUAAGCGCACAAAGGGGGACAUUGUUCUACGCGGGGAAAGUAAAGCUCGUAAGGAGCGUUACAAUGAGGCGGAGCGAUGGGCAUUGAUCCCGGACUGGGAUGUUAGGGACGAUAAAGUGGUUUACGAUAAUCAGAAAGGGCAAAUAACUUUGACCUUCGGACCGGAAUUGAAGUAUAAGGCCAUCGUUACAGUUUAUCCGUUCAACAUCAAGUUCGAAAGGGAUGGGGAAACGCACGUGGUACUUAACGACCGGGGGUUGAUGAAUGUUGAACAUUGGAGAGCACAACCCGCAGAGCCUGAAGAAGGGAAGGAGAAGAGCCCGGAAGACCUUGAUGGUGGAUGGGAUGAGACCUUCGGUGGGAAUACAGAUACAAAGCCGAGAGGUCCAGAGGCUGUGUCCAUGGAUAUUUCGUUCCCAGGUUACGAUCACGUUUUCGGAAUUCCAAGUCAUGCGACUUCCCUUUCGCUCAAGACGACGAGAGGCGGGGAAGGAGCCUAUGAGGAACCGUAUAGGCUGUACAACGCAGAUGUCUUUGAGUAUAUCGUGGAUAGCCCGAUGACUUUGUAUGGAUCUAUCCCAUUCAUGCAGGCUCAUAGGAAGGGAUCAAGUGUGGGGGUUCUAUGGUUGAAUGCAGCAGAAACAUGGGUCGAUGUGGUUAAGGAGAAGAAAACCAAGACGGAUACGAAGACACACUGGGUCUCGGAAUCCGGUCAGUUGGAUGUUUGGGUGUUCUUGGGACCAACUCCUCAGACUCUUUACAAGGCAUAUGGCGAGCUCACCGGUUUUACGAAAAUGCCACCCAGCUUUGCGAUUGCAUAUCAUCAGUGCAGAUGGAACUAUGUGUCUGAAGAUGAUGUGAAGGAUGUAGACAGGAAAUUCGACAAGCACGACAUUCCGUAUGAUGUUAUUUGGUUAGAUAUUGAGUACACAGACGGCAAACGCUACUUCACAUUCGACCCCUUGACAUUCAAAGAGCCCGAGAAAAUGAUGAAGAACAUCGACAAAGCUGAGCGAAAGGUCGUCCUGAUUAUUGAUCCUCACAUCAAGAAUACCGAAAACUACCCCGUUGUCGAAGAACUCAAAUCGAAAGAUCUCGCUGUUAAGGACAAAUCUGGUGAUAUUUACGAAGGUUGGUGCUGGCCUGGUUCCUCGCAUUGGAUCGAUGCCUUCAACCCAGCUGCAAUUGAGUGGUGGAAGUCCCUUUUCAAGUUCGACAGAUUCAAGGGAACUGCAAAGAACACCUACAUCUGGAACGAUAUGAACGAGCCUUCUGUCUUCAACGGUCCCGAAACUACUAUGCCAAAGGAUAACCUUCACUUCGGAAACUGGGAACACCGCGACCUUCAUAACCUUAACGGCAUGACUUUCAUGAACGCUACCCAUCAAGCCCUCGAAGCCCGUGAUGUCGGCAAAGGCAAGACCCAGCGAAGUUUCGUUCUCACCCGUGCAUUCUUUGCCGGCGCUCAGCGUUUGGGUGCUAUGUGGACUGGUGAUAAUGAAGCUAAGUGGGAGCAUCUACAAGCUUCUCUCCCAAUGCUGCUAUCCCAGGGUAUCGCUGGUUUCCCUUUCUCUGGUGCUGACGUUGGUGGGUUCUUCGGAAACCCGUCGAAGGAGCUGUUGACCAGGUGGUAUCAGUCUGGUAUCUGGUAUCCAUUCUUCCGUGCACAUGCACACAUCGAUGCUAAGCGUCGAGAGCCAUAUCUUACCGGUGAGCCAUAUACCAGCAUCAUCCGUGAUGCCAUCCGGCUCCGAUAUGCUCUGCUCCCAGCUUGGUACACCGCGUUCCACCGUGCGUCGAAAGAUGGUAUGCCGAUCAUCAGACCAAACUUCGUCGCCCACCCAGACGAUGAAGAGGGCUUCGCAAUCGAUGACCAGGCUUAUAUUGGUGACACCGGCUUGCUUGUCAAACCAGUUGUCGGUGAAGGUGUUGAUAAGGUCGAUAUUCAUCUUGCUGAUGAUGAAAUUUAUUAUGACUACUGGACCCACAAGAUUUACCAAGGCAAGGGAAAGAAAGAGUACAGUGCACCACUAGAGAAAAUCCCGCUUUUGAUGAGAGGAGGACAUAUUAUCCCACGCCGAGAUAGACCUAGAAGAUCUAGCGGAUUGAUGAAGCAUGACCCGUUUACUUUGGUUCUCGUACUGAAUAAGAGGGGUCACGCUAUGGGUUGGCUCUACCACGAUGACGGUGAGAGCUUUGACUACAAACAAGGAGCCUACAUCCACCGCCAAUUCAUGUAUAACGGCAGCAGGAAAACUCUAUCGUCUAGGGAUCUACAUAAGGAUCGCGCUGCUGCAGAGACAUACAAAAAGGCCGCAAGCGCACUCCAGAUUGAGAAGAUCGUCAUCGUUGGAGCGAGCAAUUCUCUUGAUACUAGUGCCUUGGCAGAGGGUAGAUCAAAGGCAAAGGCUAUACUGGUUGAAGAUGAUAACGGAAAGGUUAAGGAAUGGCACGCUAGCUUGGGCUACACCGCUGCGGUUGAUAAAGAUCAUGGUGAUGUUCUUGUCAUAAAGAAUGCCAAGUUAAAGAUUGGGAAUGAUUGGACUAUUUAUCUCGAGCAGGUGGGUGCUGAGGAUAAGCCUAAGGAUGAAUUGUAA